Cuscuta epithymum is the source of this 1768-nucleotide messenger RNA. The record is from the annotation of a GenBank genome assembly. NCBI's taxonomy places the organism in Eukaryota, Viridiplantae, Streptophyta, Magnoliopsida, Solanales, Convolvulaceae.
GGCAAGUUCAAAUCAAUUCCAUUCCUCAAUUCCGGGUUCGCAAUCUCGAGUGACUGUUUGUUUAGGUUGACUUAAGUUUACCCAAAGAUUUUCACCCCUGUCAAAGAAGGCAGCUGCCUACCAUUUAUACUCCAUUUUACCGGAGGAGUUGACUUCAUCGCCAUUAAUAUGAACUUCAUUACAAUCCAGGCGGAGUAUAUUUUUAUAUGUAUAAUAAUAAUAAUAAUAAUAUAGUCUGUCGUCUUCUCGAUCAGGGGCAGAGCCUUCUUCAGUUCAUCUCAUCCUCUUCAUUCAUUCACAUCUACUGGAAAAGGUAAAAUCAUCAACCGACCAAGAUGUGGGCCGAUCUUCUUCUACAGGCUGCUCUUAUUUUGUUCGCCAUCGUCAUGUUUCUCUCUAUGCACAACAUCCCUCAGACCAUCUUCGCCAAGCUCCGCACUCGGAGCCAAUCGCGCACCAUCCAAGCCAGGCGCCACUUCGUCUUGGGCGCGCAGCGCCUGGAUCGAGCCAGGUCCGGAAAGGAGCUGUCGUCGUCGAUGAGAAUCUCGCUCGCCAAGUCAGCCGAGGAAGAAGCCGACCGAGCAAUCGGGCUCGACAUCAAGGACGCGGCGCCUCACUUGCUCAAGGCCAUGGCUCUCGAGGUCCAGGGAUUCAAAACCUCCGCCAUAGGCGCGAUGGAUGUCGCGCUGUCUCCGCUGGCGGCGAAAUCGCUCAGCGAAUCCGAGAGGGCGGAGGCGCUGCACAAGCGGGCGGCGCUGAGGAUCGCGACGAGUCAGGACGGGGAACUCGACUCGGCUAUUGCGGACCUGGUCGACGCGGUCCGGUUGAAGGGGGAUGACGUCAAGGCGAGGUGUCUGUUGGGAGAGUGCUAUGAAAAGAAAGGGCUGAAAGUCGAGGCCCAAAAGUGUUACGAGGACGCUCUGAAAGUCCAGCCCGAUUAUUCGGCCGCCCAGGUUGCCCUUUCCCGUUUGGCUGCUUAAUUCGUCACUGCCGAUCAAAGGAUGUCCAUUCCAGUCAUUAUCAUCUCCUCCUUCCUUCUCCCAUUUUCAGAUUGUAACUUAUGUAAUGGAGCUGAAUUUCACCACUAUGGAGUCUGGAUGGAAUUCAACAUUUCAACCACACCACCCUUUGUAGCAAUAAUAAUGCUUCUGCUAUGUGAGAUCAUUAUAUGAAACUUUUUGUUGUACUAUCCGUGUGGCAGUCUAGAUUUUGUUUUCUUGAUGUUAGUCACUACUGCAGUGACCGGAAAUUCUGUGUUAAGAAUGAGCUUAACCAUGGUUUUAGAUUGAGGUUGCUAGCAAACGGGUUGCGGUCAAUGCGGUGUGAAUUUUCGAAACAGCUAAAAUGGUGGCAUGAUGCGGUUCAGGGCGAUGGUAAAACACACCACAACUGUUGGUUGUGCUGCGGACUCAAUUCAAAACCCUUGGUUUAACAAUCCUGUCUAUGCAAGGAUUAAUGAUAGAGAACCAUUUGGGGUUGCCUAUAAUGACCUGGGCUUAUCUUGAAAGGGAAAUGGUUUACACCAUAAGAGUCUUCUAGCAUUUUUCCAAGUAAUUGAUCAUUAUAGUUGUGAUUUGUGAAACAUGGAAACUCUCGAGAAAUAGCAUGUUUCCGUUUCGAAUACGAAACUCUCGAGAAACAACAUUCUCGAGAAAUAGCAUGUCUCCGUUUAGUAAACUAUUUGGAAACUCUCAAAACAGUUGUUUUUUAAUAUAUUUUUUUUGAUGAAUUUUUAAUAUUUUUAUUAAAAGAUGACAUUUGUGUGCAA